GGGAAGUCAUUUACCAUGCAGGGCGUCGCAGACCCCCCUGCGCAGAGAGGCAUUAUUCCCAGAGCGUUUGAACACAUUUUUGAGAGUGUACAGUGUGCCGAAAACACCAAGUUCUUGGUAAGAGCCUCUUACCUGGAGAUCUACAAUGAAGACAUCAGAGAUCUGCUAGGUGCUGACACCAAGCAAAAGCUGGAGCUGAAGGAGCACCCAGAGAAAGGGGUAUACGUGAAGGGACUCUCUCUACACACAGUACACAACGUGACCCAGUGCGAGCGUAUCAUGGAAAUAGGCUGGAGGAACCGAUCAGUGGGCUAUACGCUGAUGAACAAGGAUUCUUCCCGCUCCCAUUCCAUCUUUACCAUCAACAUGGAAAUUUACACUGUAGAUGAGAGAGGACAAGAUCACCUCAGGGCUGCAAAGCUCAACCUGGUGGAUCUAGCUGGAAGCGAGAGGCAAUCCAAAACUGGAGCCACAGGGGAGCGACUCAAAGAGGCCACCAAAAUUAACCUCUCUCUUUCAGCCCUGGGCAAUGUCAUCUCAGCCCUGGUAGACAGCAGGUGCAAACACAUCCCCUAUCGAGACUCCAAGCUGACCCGGUUACUGCAGGACUCCCUUGGGGGAAACACCAAGACACUCAUGGUGGCCUGCGUGUCUCCUGCUGAUAACAACUAUGACGAGACCCUCAGCACUUUACGCUAUGCCAAUCGAGCAAAGAACAUCAAGAACAAGCCCCGUAUCAAUGAGGAUCCCAAAGAUGCUCUGAUGAGGGAGUAUCAGGAAGAAAUUAAGAAGCUGAGGGCCAUUUUGGCUCAACAGAUGAACCCUAAUAACUUGUCAGGUGUGUCAUCUCUUUUCCCCAUCGGGACUGCUCAGCUGGAAGUGAAACCAGCACCCUUCCCUGAACCCCAGACAGAUGUUGAGGCGGAGAAGCAGCUGAUCCGAAAAGAAUAUGAGGAAAGACUAGCCCAACUGAAGGCAGACUUUGAAGCUGAGCAGGAGUCCCGGGUCCGACUUGAGGAAGAUAUCACUACUAUGCGCAAUUCCUACGACCUCAAGCUGUCCACUCUGGAGGAGAAUCUCAGGAAGGAAUCAGUCCUGAGAGUUGAAGCCCUUCCUGACCAAGCACCUUUGCCUCCAGGCUCUGUUGUCCCCAUAAGAGAAGCAGAACAGCUGUCAGCCAAGGACGCAGCAGAGACUCUAGUCACUGAGCACAUUGGGACAGUGACCAGAGACGACGUGGGACCAGAAGUGGUUGUCCCUACUGAGAAGCUUCCUGUGGCUGUAGAUCAGCAGCAAGUGCUUGCCAGGCUACAGAUGCUGGAACAACAGGUGGUGGGAGGAGAACAGGCCAAAAAUAAGGACCUGAAGGAAAAGCACAAACGUCGGAAAAAGUACGCGGAUGAGCGGAAGAGGCAGCUGGUUGCAGCUCUACAGAACUCUGAUGAGGACAGCACUGACUGGGUUCUACUUAAUGUCUAUGACUCCAUCCAGGAAGAAGUGCAAGCCAAGAGCAAACUGUUGGAGAAGAUGCAGAAAAAGCUGCGGGCUGCCGAGACUGAAAUCAAAGACUUGCAGUCAGAGUUUGAGCUGGAGAAGAUUGACUAUCUUGCUACCAUCCGGCGGCUGGAGCGGGAUUUCAUGCUGUUGCAGCAGCUCCUAGAUCAGGUGCAGCCCCUCAUACGGCGUGACUGUAACUACAGCAAUCUAGAUAAGAUCAAACGCGAGUGUGUCUGGGAUGAGGAUAGCGGCUGCUGGAAAAUUCCAGAGCCCUUCAUUCAAAAAACCAGCCUCCCUGCAGCAGUUUCAUCACUGCCACAGACUAAACCAGCCAGGAAGAGCUCCUCGGCUGAGAGCAGAGAGCUGCUGAUGGAGGAAGAAGACCGUUACAAGAUGAUGCUGAGCAAGAGUGACAGUGAGAAUAUUGCCAGUAACUAUUUCCGAUCUAAGCGAGCCAGCCAGAUCCUCAAUGCAGAUCCUAUAAAGAGUCUUACACACCAUAACGCCACCCCAGUGCUGGGUGCUCCCCUGAACAACAGUACCUCCAGCAUGGCACCAGUCUCUCCUACACAGAUGGUAGAGAUGCCCCAGCCACGUCCUUUCCGUCUCGAGUCACUUGACUUCACUACAUCAUCUGCCAAAACCAAGCGCAAGAAGGGUAAAAACAGCUUCAGCAAUGACCCCUUUUGACUGCGGUGGCCUUUAGUGGCUAUAGACUCUUCAGACUGUGGCGGCCAUCAUAGGCAGCAUCCUUCAGCCGAGCAGCAGACUGCCUUGGUUCCUCUGGUAGCAGCAAUCUUCAGAUCGUGGCUUCUGGAACAAACGCUGACUUUUCUUCUUCUUUAGGGAUGGUGAAGACAAUGAUAUGCUGCUUCCAGGUGUCUUAAAGUCUGUACUAACAACUCCAUGUUCACGCUGGGGCUGGCCCAUUUCUCUGCUCUCCUUUUCUGUUCCUUACCAUGUCUGUGUGGCUAGCACUGUACAUUCUCCUGCCAUUCCCCUUGCAGGUCUCCAUCCCUCCAAACACAUGGAGGGACAUCAAACCUCUGUCGUCAGAUUAAAACCCUCUCUGGCAUGAGGAGAUUCUUCAAAAAAGCCUUAAAAAUCCAUUUCUCAGUUUCCCAAUGCAAGUUUCCCAGACAGUAUCUCAGCAUUUCCUUUCUUUUUUAACAUCACAUCCACAACUCGGCUUCAUGCCUCGUACACAAUCCUCCAGUCUUUCUCCUCCUCGUGUCAGUCGGAGCUUCUGACGCCCAACCAUUCCUGCCACGUCUGCUAUCUCGGAUGAAGUCUGAAGCUGUUAUUUCUUAUGAGACACGGACUCACAAGUACCUAGAUAAAUAAUUUGCACAUUUAUUCACUGACUUGUAGAGCAGAUCACUCAUUUCAGUUAAGUCAGUCAGUGGAAAAGAUUGUUUCAUGUCCAUGUGUCCAAGAUGUUGAUGAUUUUUUUUGUAAGCUACACUGUAUGUUGAGUACCUGUAUUGUAACCGGUACUUUCU
Alligator sinensis (Chinese alligator) is the source of this 2999-nucleotide messenger RNA. RefSeq names its product kinesin family member 17 (gene KIF17). Bases 16 to 2187 code for a protein of 723 amino acids. The transcript is spliced from 13 exons. Gene Ontology annotation, biological process: microtubule-based movement. The record is from RefSeq and is a predicted model, not a curated record. Gene Ontology annotation, molecular function: ATP binding; microtubule motor activity; microtubule binding. Lineage: Eukaryota; Metazoa; Chordata; Crocodylia; Alligatoridae.